AUGUCAGCACGAUACAAUCUCAAUACGGAUCAUUGGAGUAAAAUGCGAAUGAAUAUUAUAAAAAAUACUAUUAAUACUGAACAACGUGGACGUGUUUGUAGUUGGCAAAAACAUCAAAAAUUAGCUGUACAACAUGAAUUAGAAGCAGCUAUUCGUGGUGCACGUAGUUUACCACAAAAUGAAGUUGGAAAAGUACAUAAUUUUCAAGAUAUUCUUACAAUAGAACUUGAUGGAUAUGUACCUGGAACAGCAUAUUUUCGUCGACGAACCGAUCAAAAUAUCGAACCUCUGAAUGAUCAAAUGAAAAAAAUUAUACAAUAUCGUGAUCCAUUAUUGACUGGUUCUCAAUAUACUCUUAUGACAUUACCAACUGAUCCCCAAAGUGAUCAAACAAGAAGUCGUGUACCUGUUUUACAAUGUCGUGGAAAAAUUUAA
This is a messenger RNA of Rotaria sordida, 435 nucleotides long. NCBI's taxonomy places the organism in Eukaryota, Metazoa, Rotifera, Eurotatoria, Philodinida, Philodinidae. The record is from the annotation of a GenBank genome assembly.